AUGUCCAGGUUAUUCGGCUUCUUGAAUCUCUCACGAAGACUGUACGUAAUAACCUAUCCUAUUUAUAAUGAUGCAUGUUUAACGGUUGUCAACAUCAAGGUUAUGAAAGCACAAUACCUGUUAGACGGUACGAAAAUACCGUUUGAGCUGUCCAGUCCCAAUACGACACUACCUGAAAAUACCGAGCCAUUUGACACUGAAGCAUCAGAAGAUGAUUCGCCUUGGGAAAUAUCCGACGAUAGUAAUGACUCAGGCUGUGAGGCUGACAGUCCCCAAGACAUGCACCGGAACGACCACUCACAAAAUUACAAUCGCAAUAGCAACGAAAGAUCCACCACUGAAAUGGGUCAAGUGUUAAAGUCAACCAAGUUAAUCAUAGAGUGCUUGUACAAACUUCCUCUCCGAAAUCCUACGCCCAUCGAUAGAAUCAAAAGGUUUAGAGACCCUGAUACGUCACCUUAUGAAGCCUUUGACGUAAUGCACGUUCGAGAAAAGUUCCCUAACGCCGAUGCCUAUCUCGUUGAUAGGCUUGGUAAACUCAUAUCGCAUCGACGGCAACUACUUGAACAUCGAGUGACGCAGACGGAGGAAUUACGACUACCUACAUUCCCUAAAGGAACAUUUCAGUCACCUGCAGAAGGAGCGAGGAAUCUCCAGGAAUUGGAUCACGCGCCUGUUACGGAAUCCAAAUUAGCAACAGAAUCGGAAGAUACUGAGGAGCAUGAAUUGGAAGUCCCGACAAGGCCAGUUAAUGAGUCUGGAGAGCCGCUAGUACAGUUUUACUGCCCAUACUGUGGACUAGCUCAGUGUAUACCGCUAGAACCAUCACGGGAUUGGGAAUCACACGUACUUCGAGAUCUCCAACCUUAUGUCUGCACAUUCCAAGACUGCGAUAUGUUUGAUCAUAUGUUUGAAAGCAGACAAGCGUGGUUCACCCAUGAACUGGAGUUACACAGAGCUAACUGGAGCUGCAAUACAUGCCCAUCUGAGCCUGGUAUGGACAGUCCUCAUCUCACUUUCGGAAACAAAGGCGCUUUUAUGAGUCACAUGAGUUCGGUUCAUCAAUUGUCCAAGCCUAGGCUUAACAAUUUGACGGGAGCAUUUCGCCAUCCAAGCUCUAAGGUUGACAGGUAUUGUUGUCUGUGUGGGAAGCAUGUUCAGAAGCUCGAGUUGCACCUAGGGAGACAUAUGGAAGAUGUGGCUUUGUUUGCACUGCAACAACUAUCAUUGCCAGAUCCUAGUAAUCUUGGUAAUUCUACCAAAGCUGUUAUCGAUCAAUUCCACGGCAGCUCUAGGAAUCUCCCAUCGAAGUCGAACCCGGAAAAUCGUUCUGGUGCAGGUCACGCCACGGGCAACGACACGGCUGGCCAUGCGAAUGCUACCAGCUCCCCGUUUAUAGCGGUGGCGGCUUGGAGAUCUGGCGUAGUAAAGCCAAGGAAUCCGGACCCAUCGUCGGAUCGUGGCCUCACAGGCAUAGCCAAUGCCCGGAACAGCGACACCUUCCCUAACACGGUGUGGGAUAUGUUGCCCUCAGAUGCCUUGAGCAUUCUGGUACGCAAUGUAGAGUCCAUAAUGUCAGUAACUCGCACUGAACCUGCGCCAUCGGCGCCUACAUCUACUAUAUUGCCUUUAUCUCUCCUGGCACUGGAGAAAGCAGAAACCUAUCGAGAUUUCACAAUACCAGAGAGCAGCACCAAGGGACGCACUAUUCCGGGCCGUUUCAUUCAGGGAUCCUCCCGAGGCUUGAAAGACGAGGAUUAUGGAGAGUCUGUAUCACCGUCUUAUCCCGUAACAGAAAGAGUCCUGGGGACGGAGCCUACUGAUAGUAUUGCUUUACCAAAAUUACAACAACAACGGGCUAUGCUCCGCAAGUUCUACUCUAAGAACAUACCCCCUAUAACCAUCAAGAUUUAUCUGGAGCGCCUAUAUCAAUUCUGCCCCAUGAGUACAGCAGUUUAUCUCGCUACCUCCCUACGGCUGCGAAGGUUAGCUGUUGAACAACAAGUUGUUACCAUUAACGCUUUCACCGCUUACCGACUAGUACUGGCUGGGCUGCUGGUGCAAGCGAAAGCUUUAGAGGACGUGCAAUAUCCACACGCAAAACUAGCUAAAGUGGGAGGGAGUCAUUACGACAGUUUCAUGAACAAAACAAAAACACGUGUUGUCGAAGAUCUGGAUAAGGGAAAGGUGACACAAAGAGGGAUUGUCGAGGUGAAUUGA
This is a messenger RNA of Fusarium graminearum PH-1, 2220 nucleotides long. RefSeq lists its product as uncharacterized. NCBI's taxonomy places the organism in Eukaryota, Fungi, Ascomycota, Sordariomycetes, Hypocreales, Nectriaceae. Gene Ontology annotation, molecular function: protein kinase binding. The record is from RefSeq and is a predicted model, not a curated record. Gene Ontology annotation, biological process: regulation of cyclin-dependent protein serine/threonine kinase activity. The coding region runs from base 1 to 2220 and encodes 739 amino acids. The transcript is spliced from 4 exons.